UAAAAUGUGCGUAGAUGUGAUUUCAGUUUAAGAUUCGAAGCGCGAGAGGAUCGAAAGCGACAGAUUAAACUCGUAAAUGAAUUAAAGAACGCAAUAUGACAGAAAUUAUGGCACAAAAGGACGCCAUGACGGACCAAUCUCAAGAUACUUCAAAUAUAGAUCUCAAGGAGAAGAAAGACAGACUGCAGAAGCAAAUAGCAGAGCUGAAAGCUCUGAUCUUUCAAAUCGAAUUGAAUUUGAACAUCACCAAGUUUGGAAAUAUAAAAAAUGUCAAGAGAUUGUCAGAGUCGAUCAGCACUUCCAGAAAGGCGAUUCAGACUAUUCCAAAUGUUGAGAUCGAGCUACAGAACGACUUGUAUAAAUUUGCUGGGAUGCAAUGUGUUAAGUUUACCAAGGAAGAGUUUGUGUUCAAAUUUUUUUCUGUGUGUGAGACCCGGAACGUUGAGGUUUAUACCAUCCAAUUUUUUAAUAAGGAUGGUGUAGGGACGUUAGGCAAAUGGGCAUUACCUAUGCCCAUUGACAUGGAUCGCAUUCUUGAAGAAACCCCAAUUAAUGUCCUGUCACAAGUGACGUUAUUCCUUAGAAAUUGCAAACAUUAUAUCAAUUGCUACACUAGCAGGAUGGAACAAUAUUUUGAAUUGAAGAGGUAUCUCAACGGCACGAAUAAUUGCACAGUGGAUUCAAGUUUUGGAUACAGUCAUAUCAAUAUACAGCUGUUUGGAUUUCAUAGACUAGAAACGAAUACAUUCUUGAAUAUUGAAAUAUACUUGUGUUAUGAUCUCGCUGAAGCUAGACCCGAGAAAGUUCAUGUAGAUCCCAUCGGAAAGAAGAAGUUUACCCCAAAAGAGAAGAACGAACUCAUGCUUCUUAUAAAAUAUUUUAAAUAUAUGAAUUUACAAUCUGCAUUCGAAAAGUUUACCGAUGGAACAACUGCAUCUUUUGUAUGGACAAAGGAAACUGUUGAAAGUCCAAUGGAAAUAAAUAUCAGCAGCAGCUCAGAAAGUGAGUCGAUAUUAAAAGAAGCUGUUCUGGUACGGAAGCAAACUGCAGAGAAAAAAAAAAGGAAGCAGGAUCUAAUGAAGAAAUGGAAACAGGGACAAAGUGUUAGAUCGUCUAAAAUAUUAGAAUGGGAGAAGAUAGAAGAAUUAAAACGAGCUGAAGAGAAUUUGCUCAAACAUAGAUCCUAUAGAAAAGAGAAGAUUCAGAAGCAGAGAAGAUCUAAACGACCUUUAUCAGAAGAAUCCGAACAAGAUUUACGGAAACGUAGUCUUAGAGAGACGAGAGGUGUAAAAAAGAUUAAGGAAAUAAGAAUUUCUUCCGAUGACUCUGAAGAAUUUAAAAAGGAUGCACCCAUACCGGCUCGUCAUAAAGAAACAAACAGUUCUGUAAAACAUAAAUUUAAGCGAAUAAUAUCCAAAGAUUCUGAAGAAGAUAAUUCUUUGAAAAACGGUCUUUGUGAAGAUGAGAAUCAAGGAAGAAAUGAUUCGCAAGCGAUUUUACUAGAAGAAUCCAAUGGAGAAGACGUCUCGGUACAGAUAUUACCUUCGGAAGAAAAAGAUCAAGGAAACGAACAAGCUCCAUGGUAUGCUACCAAAAAUGAGAAGUCAACAACAAAACCGAUUGUCAUUUCUGCACCGAAUGCAAAAGGAAAAAAUACUUCAUUGACGUCUCGACCCGGGCCACGAUCGAGUAAAAGUUUCAUCCAAGAAGAAACAGUAAUUCCAAAAUCGACUGAACCUAAGUUGAAGCAAACUACUCUUCCAUUUAAGUCUCUCCAAGGUAUAAAGUAUGAUUUUACAAAAGAUAUACCAUUGAUAAAAAAGUAUUUUAAGAAAAAAGAGAAUGUGGGAGAGAAAAACACUAGCAAUUUGAUUACAACCAGUACACCUUUACAUGGGUCUUCGAAGAAAGUGAUUGACUCUCCUACAAAAGUCGAUGAUUUAACCAUCAGUGACAUACAGUCUACGUGAAGUAUUGUUCAAACAAAGCAAGUGUUUCGAACGAAUGGAAGAAUUGGAAGAAUUCAUUGUUAAAGUGAAAUACAUUUAAUGACUAAAUGUUUAUUGAUAUUGCUUGACACUUUAACAGAAAAAAAAAAAGUGGGUUAUAACCACAAUGAAUGAUACAUUUUCUACAUACUUAUUAAAUAUUUUUUAAAUUCAUAGAAAUUUACCACUAAAUUAUGGUACUUGAUUUAGAAUACAUGUGAAUUGUAUAUUAGGUUGUAAGUCCAUGAUAAUAUAUUAGAGUUUGUAUUAUACCAAAUUUUUGUGAUAUACGUUACAUCAUUCAUCGACGGUAAGCAUUGAAACGUGGAUGCAAUAACAGUGUAGUACAAACGUAAUUAAUUUAAACACGUCAUAAUAAUAACCUGACCAAGUGGAUGAUACAGAAUCUACAAAGCGUGACGUAACAAAAAGUAUUUUACAAUUCAUAAAUAUAAAGAAGUUUACAAUAAUCGAUAAGCUUUCAAAUUAUAACGUACAAUGUAUCUAUUCCUAGAGACGAGUAAAUAAUAUCUUGACAAGUGGUGAGCCACGGUGACGACUGGUGCUGAAGAAGGCGUGGGUGCAAUGUCGGUGCAAUUCCCAAAUCGCGUUUUCAACAGAAGCGAUGUUUACUCAGAACUUACAUGCGAAUUUCUCGACAUUAAAGCCGACUGUGGGCACUAUGUCUAUGGAGCGAUCUUCCUCGCGUUUGAAAUGAUUUAUUACGGUCGACUUACCGCUGUU
This is a messenger RNA of Orussus abietinus, 2732 nucleotides long. RefSeq lists its product as uncharacterized. Bases 96 to 1970 code for a protein of 624 amino acids. Lineage: Eukaryota; Metazoa; Arthropoda; Insecta; Hymenoptera; Orussidae. The record is from RefSeq and is a predicted model, not a curated record. The transcript is spliced from 4 exons.